Messenger RNA from Melampsora larici-populina 98AG31, 1944 nucleotides. RefSeq lists its product as uncharacterized. The transcript is spliced from 2 exons. The coding region runs from base 1 to 1944 and encodes 647 amino acids. The record is from RefSeq and is a predicted model, not a curated record. Lineage: Eukaryota; Fungi; Basidiomycota; Pucciniomycetes; Pucciniales; Melampsoraceae.
AUGCUUCCUUCAAUAAUUACUCAAGUUUUCUUUCUUCCAGUUAUCUCUGCAGGAUUUUGGGAUGAUAAGCACACAGUAGAAUUCUACUCAGACAUCAUUGAUCCAGAAACAACCCUUCAAACUAGCUUUUCAAGACCUGAUGGUACUUCAAUGCAGGACACAAUUCAUCCACAACAUAUCAGUGAUGAUCAAAAUUAUUUCAACCAUGAUAUUUCAUUUGGAUGGGAUGAUGUCUGUUCCAAUCACUAUCAUACACUGGACUUCCAUUCACAGGAUAUUCUAUUUUCAAUCCAAGAAUCAAGAGCACAAAUUGAAAAAGAGAUAGGAUUGGAAACAAGUGCUACUCAAGUGAGAAGUAUCUCACCAAGAGGAAAUUUAUCAAUUGGUAAAAUAGGAAACAGUUUUGGGAGCACCAAUACAAAAAUUUUGAAUGAACCCAUUCUGAAUUUUGAACAACCUUUGAGGGUUUGUCAAGACUCUGAAACCAUGCAGGUGAGAAGUAUAUCAGCAAGAAAAACUUUACCAAUUGAUAUCAUAGGAAACCAAUUAGAAAACACCAAUCAACACGGAUCACUUGGGGCUCUAACACCAUCUGAACAGCCUGCAAACAUUGGAACCAAACAUAAGCCCAAUAACCUUCCUGCAGCAAGCCAUCAAAAGAAACGCAAAGCAAAUGAUACAUCUCAGGACAGAAUGCAACUUGAGAAGAAAUUACAAGACAUUAACUACCAGAAGCAUCACUACUAUGUACAUGAAAGUACAUUGAGCUCAGUCCUUCAAUGGCAAUGUAGACUACUAUUAGCCAAGAGAUACAAUGUUUCUGACAAAAUUGGUGAUUUUUUCAAAAAUUUAGAAAAAUCCUACAAGCUCAUGCCAGAUCAUAGCUUAUACAGACUCAGAAAUUUCAGUCAAUUCCAUAUAUCUAUUGAGAAAUUGAGGACCAGCCUUGUAAUGGGGAGUAUAGGUGCUUUGAAGCUCAUAGUCCAAAGACACAUUGGAUUGGAAUUGAUGAACUCGUUGAUUCUUGAUUUAUGGGAAUAUCUUCAAGAGUUUAUCAAUGCUGAGUUAAUGUUGUCACCAAGAGAAACCAUUAUAAUGCCAGCUAAAAAUCAAAAAAGACAGAAACACACUCGUAUCAAACGUGGAGAACUCCUUGAAUAUAUAUCAAAUCUUGCAAAGAGCUCUCCAAUAGGAUCAAAAAUCAUACACCAAACAAUCCAGGAUUGGGCUACCACAACCACCUAUAAGGAUAUUAUUUCUGGUAUUGCUACAGAUUAUGGGUCACUUGUUGAAGAAUGUGAGAUAUUUUACAAACAAAAAGGAGAAGAAAUGACUAUUUAUUACAAAAACAAAAACAAGGUCACAAAUCACCACAUAAUUCAAGACGACUUAACCAACACAUCAACAAGAUAUGUCUCAAUCCUCUCCUCUUCUCAAUUAGUCCAGGUUCUCAAGAAUAUAGGAUCAGAUGUGCCUAGAAGUGAUGGCACUCUGACCUUCUUUUCACACCUUCACAGUGCUAUAGAAUCCAUCCCCAACCCAGAAAUGGGUGCUUGCAACAAUUCAAAGCAUGUCGAGGAAGGAGCUCAGAUCUUAAACAAAGAUAUGGUUCACCAGGCAAUACAUUUAGCACAAAAUGAAGUGACUCCAGCAUUCAUGGGUCUUUUGCGGCUGAUGCAUCAUGAUCCAGCAAUAGACACUGAUACAACUUGGAAUGCUGUAUCUCAGAGUGGUUGGGAAUUCCUGAAAGAGUAUUUCUCUACAUGGAUUAGAUAUCUUCCAGAAAAGGGUCACAAAAUAUUGUUGACUCCUCCUGGAAAAGCUAGGGUGACACAGGAAUGGUUUGAUUUAAGAUUAACACUGAACUAUCUAAGCAAGAAAAGAGGAGUCAACAUGGUACCACAAGGUCUGAUUUGGUAUCUGAACAGAGGUGUCUCCAAAUAA